AUGUUCUAUAUUUGGUCCGCGUCGUACAAGGAUAAUCGCAGGUGCCUCCUGGUGGCGACUGACGAUGCCGAGCGCAGCAGGCGGCGCCUGCGUCUGCCCCAGGCAAAAUGGAUGGAAGAGCGCUUGCAGAUGCUCCACGGCGGAAUGGCGAGUGCAACGGAAGGCGCCGAGGUGGCUGUUUUUGGUAUCCGGAAACUUGCGUUCGGCAUUGUUUGGCACGGCCCGCUUACUGCUCCCACCCAGGAGUCGUGGGCGAUGUACUCAGAUUUCCAGUGGCCUCGCGAUUCGUUCACCCUGCGAGUGUGCGAGGUGUUUGAGCUGGAGCAGCCCAGGACGAGAAUGUACGCCCGCAAAUGCGUUUCCACAGAGUCGCUUGGCAGACGGCCCAGGGACUCGCUAUUGUCCCCCGCCCGCCCCGUUUGCCCCUUCGCGCCGCCUGCUGGACCCCCUCCGUGCCGAGGGCCGUGA
Messenger RNA from Prorocentrum cordatum, 468 nucleotides. The record is from the annotation of a GenBank genome assembly. NCBI's taxonomy places the organism in Eukaryota, Dinophyceae, Prorocentrales, Prorocentraceae.